AACUGCCUCCGGAGAUGUCAGACAAUUGAGAGAAUGAAGAAAAAACAUCCGAAACACAUCUUGCAGUUGUUUUUGUUUUGUUUUCAUAAGCUACCAAAUAAGGAUAACGUUUUUCAAGUAUCAAAACCUUCAAAACUAUAUCUAUUAUUUUUAAAAUUUCUCUCAUUUCAAAUUGUAUUUUAAAAAUUUGAUUAUUGCUUUAAUUAAAUCUUUUGUAAAAUUUUAAUUUUCAAAUUUUCAGCAACAUGUCAGACGAUGAGGACGAGGGUCGUCUACAGAUCGAUGAAAGUCCGUCCGAUUCGGAAGACAAACCAUCGAUUUCAGCGCCCCCACCUCUUCCUCCACCGUUGCAGGAAACCCCCGAAUUUCAAACAACUUAUGACGCUCACGAUCAAGCGGAAACUUCUGGAAAAGAAGACGGCGAGUUAGAUGAGGAUGAUGAGAAUGAUGAUAUUGAACCAAUGGAAAUUGAUGAAGAAAUACAACUAGAAAUUGAUGAAAAACCAGAAGAUCUUGUCAAAGACGAACAAAUAUCCGAGCCUACUGAUAAAAUGCGAGAAGAAUUUUUAAAAGUGGAAAAAACAGAUGAAAAUGCUGUCGUUGAGUCAACAUCAUCAUUCUCUCCGAAGUUAAUCGAUGAACAAGAUUUAAAAGUUGAAGAGAUGUCAGAUGAGAAACAUGCUCAAUCGCCUGUUUCAUCCGAUAUGACAACAUCAAAAAGUCCAACACCUUCCAAAAAGGAAAAUGGACUGAUGAAACCACCACAGAGCACAGAAAAAGCUCAAAGAAAGCGUAAAGAGUCCACAGAUAUUUUUUCGAGUGAAAAACGCAAGUUAAGCCUUGAAACAGUUGCCUCUUCAUCAUCAUCAUCUGGAUCUUCAAACCUUUCAACAACUCCACAAAGAUCCAAAAGAUCUAGUUCUCAUAUGGCUACCAUUGCUAUAUCAGCAUGUUUCACUGACGAAGACAUAGUUUCAGUACCAAUGAUGCCUAUUCAGAAGACACCUGAUACUGCACCACAUUCGAAACGGGCAAAACGAGAUAUCGGAACAAAUGUGAUCACAACACGAUCAACAGAUACAUCUGGUCUUUUAUGCAAUGAAGCAAUAAUGGAUACCCCACCAGGAUCCCAGAUGACUCUUGAGGUUACUGUUAUGUACCGAACAAAGAAUUCAUUAGCAUUCCGUGUAAAAGGAUGUGAUCUUAUUGGAUUUAUUGGUGAUGGUCUACCUCCAAUGGCAUCUUCAUUGACAAACAAUAUUGCAUCAUCAAUGGGUAACAAUAACAAUAAAAAGAAAACUGCAAGUAGUUCUGGAAAUGAAGAAGGAAAAGAUGGACGAUCAAGCUCGGCAAGCUCAAAUGGUCGUGGAGCUCGUGGUGGUUCUGUGCUGAAAGACGGGAAAGAGGAUGAAAAUCAAAAUAAUGAACAAUACGGAUCUAAGAAAUGCGAGCUCGUAGAAGUUGAUGUAGCUCAACUUCACGAUUGCCACUACGACGGGUGUGAGAAACGGUUUCAAAAAACAACAGAUCUUGAAUAUCAUAUAUCAAAAAACCAUAAACGACGAGUUAUGAUGUACGAGUCAAUAUGCACACAAACAUCUAUCUCAUCAUUGGAAACUCAAAAUAAUAGCACACAAAUUGACGAUGAUUUACCACCGAUGCCACAGAUGCCAAUUCUCAAAAAAGAAGUACCAAUUAAGACCCCAAUUGGAAAUGUUUAUGAAGAUCUCUCAGAUGACGAUUCGGAGACAAAACCCACUGAUCUUGUCUUGAAAACUCCGUCAUCGUCGGCUUCAUCAGCUGUCGCAACACUUAUGGGAAUCGCUCAGGUUUCAUCUUCAACAACUUCGGCUACCACGUCAGUUGUACCACCAGUUGGCGCUCAACGAUCUACGCCAGCCACCCCAGUUUCUGCGAAAAUUGGCAUCAAUCCGUCGAUGGUGGCGAAUGCGCUAGCCGAGAAGAAUAAGCAGCAACAGCAACAACAACAGAAACUAAACCAACUCCAGCCACCCCAUAAUCCAUCAUUAUCAACUGCUCCAUCAUCAUCUUCAGCCCAACCACCAACAAUGAUUCAAGCUCAUCCAAUGGCAGGCGUCUUUAUUCCUCCUCCAUUUCAUCCAGCAAUGAUGAAUCCACAAAUGGCUGCAAUGAUGGAUCAGCAACGAAUUGCUGUUGCGAUGUCACAACAACAACAAAUGUCACGGACACCGUCUCGACAAACCAUAUCCGUAUCAGAUUCCCACAAGAUCCAUGAACUGGCGAAAUCUCGCGAGAACCAGCAACGACAACAGUCGGCUACACCAAAGACGCCAUCUGAAAGUGUGAGUACUACUGGAGUAGUCACACCGCAACGACAAUUCCUUCCUCCACAGAUGAUGCAGCCAGGAACGCCGCAAAGUAUUCUAUUACAACAGCAGCAACAACAGCAACAGCAACAGCAACAAGCGGCUGCACAACAUCAAAUAAUACAGCAGAUGCAAAUGCAAAUGCAGAGAGGAAUGGCACCACAAAUGGCAAAUCAAGAAUUGUUAAUGAUGAUGAUGGGAAUGCCACACAUGGUACAAGGUGUUCCUGGAUUCCCGGGUGUUCCACAACUACCACCAAAAUGAUCGUUCAAAUCAAUUGACUGAAACCGGUGCCUGUUUAAUUAUCAAUAAUUGUUGUGCUCCAUCAUUGCUUCAUAGAGAUUACUUUAUUUGAGUAACACUGAAAAGUGUUUUGUUUGUAUUAAACUAUUACUAUCUGAUGCCUAGACUGUCUUUGAAGUUGAGAAUUAUUUAUUCUUUAUCUCAAGAUACAGACACUUCCCUUACCAUUUUCUUCUCGAACAGAGUAACAUUGUUAAAUUAUAUGAAGCCUCCUUUUCUCAUACAGUGCCCAAAUGAUUUAUCUCGUUCUCUUUGUUGCAUCCUCUCCCUCAUGUCUACAAAAAACACACACCGAACCACAAAUUUCCUCCAUCGCCGACUCAUUGCUCUCUUGAUUCAAAAAUGUUUUUUUGGUCUUUUAUUGACAAAAAUUGUUUUACCUUUUUGCUCGUUUGACUGAAUACAUCUUCAGUGCUUUUGGUUUUUUAUGUGCCUUUGUAAAACCAACCAUAAAACACACAAGGUAUUUUUUAAAAAGUACAAUAAACUUAUAAAAAUCUGAAA
Molecule: messenger RNA, 3155 nt
Organism: Caenorhabditis elegans
Lineage: Eukaryota; Metazoa; Nematoda; Chromadorea; Rhabditida; Rhabditidae
Gene: pqn-21
Product: C2H2-type domain-containing protein
Exons: 13
Coding region: 246-2612 (788 amino acids)
Source: RefSeq, marked reviewed